This is a messenger RNA of Microsporum canis CBS 113480, 3255 nucleotides long. RefSeq names its product translation initiation factor eIF3a. The record is from RefSeq and is a predicted model, not a curated record. Bases 1 to 3255 code for a protein of 1084 amino acids. Gene Ontology annotation, biological process: translation reinitiation; formation of cytoplasmic translation initiation complex. Gene Ontology annotation, cellular component: multi-eIF complex; eukaryotic translation initiation factor 3 complex, eIF3m; eukaryotic translation initiation factor 3 complex, eIF3e. Gene Ontology annotation, molecular function: translation initiation factor activity; mRNA binding. The transcript is spliced from 4 exons. NCBI's taxonomy places the organism in Eukaryota, Fungi, Ascomycota, Eurotiomycetes, Onygenales, Arthrodermataceae.
AUGCCGCCUCUUCCACACGUUCGGCCGGAGAAUAUUCUCAGGCGUGCCGAAGAACUUAUUGCAGUCGACCAGCAAGCGUCUGCCUUGACCGUACUCCACGAACAUGUCACCUCAAAACGAUCCAGAAACAGCCCGAUUGCCUCUCUUGAGCCGGUCAUGGUGCUGUUUGUUGAACUCUGUGUCGACUUGAGAAAGGGAAAGUCCGCCAAAGAUGGUUUGUACCAGUACAAGAAUAUUGCCCAGAAUACCAAUGUUGGCACCAUUGAGAUGGUGUUGAAAAAGUUCAUUGAGCUGGCGGAGCAAAAAGUCACGGAGGCCCAGGCAAAGGCAGAUGAGAUCCAGCAGUCUCUCGAAUCAAACACCGGUGCUACGUCAAAUAUUGAGGAUUUGGAUGCCAUUGAAACGCCAGAGACUAUCCUCCUUGCUACAGUUUCCGGAGAACAGUCCAAGGACCGCACAGACCGAGCUAUUGUCACUCCCUGGCUUAAGUUCCUCUGGGAAACAUACCGCACCGUGCUCGAGAUCCUCAAGAACAAUGCUCGCCUUGAAGUCAUGUAUCAGACAACUGCCCUGCAGGCCUUCCAGUUCUGUCUCAAAUAUACUCGCAAGACUGAAUUCAGACGUCUCUGUGAACUGCUCAGGAACCAUGUGCAGAAUGCUGCUAAGUAUUCGUCCCAGAUGCAUGCUAUCAAUCUUAGUGAUCCAGACACCUUGCAGCGCCAUCUAGACACCCGCUUCCAGCAGCUCAAUGUUGCUGUCGAGCUCGAACUGUGGCAGGAGGGUUUCCGCAGUGUGGAAGAUAUCCAUACCCUCCUAAACUUGAGCAAGCGGCCAGCUAAGAACGUUAUGAUGGCAAACUACUACGAGAAACUUGCACGUAUCUUCCUCGUUAGUGACAACUACCUCUUCCAUGCUGCCGCCUGGAACAGAUAUUAUACCCUGCUGCGCCAGUCUGCUAUUGCCGUAGCCUCGGGCCAGGCUCCGAAGAAAGACAACCCAUCUGUCUCCGAAGCAGACAUGACCAAGACAGCUUCAUUCGUCCUUCUCUCCGCCCUUUCUAUCCCUGUCAUUAGCACCUCUCGCUCUCGUGGUGCCCUUGUUGAUGUUGAUGAAGCCCGCAAGAAUAAGAAUACUCGUCUCACCAACUUGCUCGGCAUGGCUUCCCCUCCUACUCGUGCUGCAUUGUUCAAAGACGCUCUCAACAAGGGCCUUCUGUCUCGUGCUCGCCCAGAGAUUCGGGACCUCUACAACAUUCUCGAAGUCGACUUUCACCCUCUCUCCAUCUGCAAGAAGAUCGCCCCCAUCCUUGAACAGAUCGGUGCUGACGCCGAGAUGGAAAAAUACGUCCUGCCUCUACAGCAGGUUAUCCUGACCCGCCUGUUCCAGCAGCUCUCCCAAGUUUACGAGUCUGUGGAGCUAAAGUUCGUUCACGAGCUCGCUCAUUUCCCUGCUCCCUUCCAAGUAACCCCCUCUAUGGUUGAGAAGUUUAUAAUGAACGGAUGCAAGAAGGGUGACCUGGCUAUCCGUGUUGACCAUGUUUCGGGGGUACUUACCUUCGAUUCGGAUAUUUUCUCCUCUGCCAAAGCUGUACAUGCUGGUAGCGGCGCUGGCUCUGCCGAGAGUGACGUCGGUGCUGUCCAGAGACUCCAGAGCACCCCUGCCGAAAUUGCUAGGUCUCAACUCACACGCCUCGCAAAGACACUGCACGUUACUUGCAUGUACGUUGACCCAACUUAUAAUGAAGCUCGCAUCGAGGCACAACGACAAGCACAGGCUCGCGCCAAAGCUGGUGCCGCAAAGGAACACGAGCAGGCCCUUGCUCGCCGCCUGAUCAUCGACAAGAAGAAGGAAGCUGCUUCGGAUGCCCUACAGAAGAAGCAGCAGGAAGAAGAAACGCAGAAGCGUAUCCGCACACAGCAGCUGCAGGAGGCUGAGAAGCAGCGUCUCCUUGAUGAGCACCGUGAAAGAGAGCGCAAGCGUAUGAAGGAUGAACAGGACCGUAUCCGCCAGGCAGAGUUGAAGAAGCAACUCGAGGAACUCAAGACCGGCAUUAAGGGCAUUGACGUUAGCGAGAUUGACCUGGAGGAACUAGACUCCAACCGUCUUCGAGCAAUGAAGCUCGCACAGCUCGAGAAGGAGAAGAACGAUCUGAAUGAAAGAAUCCGAGUGACUGCUAAACGCUUCGACCAUCUUGAACGUGCUUACCGUCGUGAAGAACUUAAGCAUUUGCCUGAGGAUUAUGAGAGGCAGAAGAAGCACGACCUCGAGGUCUACGAGCGCCAAAAAGCCGAGACCCUUGCUGCUGCUGAGCUCAAGCAUAAGGAAGAUGUGGCUCUAAAACAUCGCCUUAGCCGUCUCGUACCUCAUUUCAACAAGUUCAAGCACUCCGUUACCGAGAAGAGACAUGAAGAGUUCGAACGUCGUCGUAAGGCUGCUGAGCGUGAGUUCGAGGCCAAGAAGAAACAGCGUGUCAAGGAAGUACAAGAGCGUAUCAAGAGAGAGAGGAUGGAGCGUGAGGCCGAGGAGAGGAGGAAGCGUGAGGAAGCUGAGCGUGAAGAGAGGGAAGAACAGGAGAGAGCAGCUAGGGAUGAAGAGAGGAGGCGGAAGUUGGCUGAGGAGAAGGCUGCUAGAGAAGAGCAGAGAAGAAUCCUGGAUGAAAAGGCAGCCAUCCAGAAACAGCGUGAGGAAGAAGUCGAGAAACGUCUUGCAGCUAAACGAGCUGGCUUGGCUGACCCUCGUCUCUCCCGCGCUCCGCCUACAGCUGUUGCCGAAUCCUCACGAACUGACUCUACUGAACGCACUGCGCCCCGACUCAACCUCACAUCUCGCCCUGGUGGCACCUCCUGGAGAGACAGAGAGGCUGCCAAGAAGGCCGCUGGUGGUGACUCCGCUGCUGAAGGGUCUUCCGCACCACCACCACGAACACUACCUGGCCGUGAGCGCGAACCUCGCGAGCUUCCAUCCCGCGAGCGUGAACCACCAACUCGCGAUCUUGGUUCUCGAGAUACCCUGCGCAAACCUUCCGGAUCUGCCACAUACGUCCCCAUCCAUCUACGUGGCAGGGACAGCCCGGCAAACGGCACUGCUCCACGAUUCCCAUCCAGAGGUCGUGAUGUAUCGUCCUCUGACUCGCGGGCUCCAGUGACCAGAAGCCCUGCACCCCCCACCGAUGGUGAAGCAAAAGAUGAAUCCAGACUGCCGCCAACUAGCUCAGGCGCAUGGAGACCUAGACACAAACAGCAGCAGCAGCAGUAG